AUGGGAACCAACAAUGUUAUACCCCGUAUACGGUGCAAUCGCCAGGUGCCAUGCUCCAAUUGCGUGACCUCUAGUAUUCCCUGCCACGCCGUAGGACACUCAAAGUCGGCAGGGACGAAGCGGACCGUCUCGGACAGGCCUCUGCCUCCUGCGCCCACCAAGACAACAACAAUCCUGAACUAG
Messenger RNA from Purpureocillium lilacinum, 183 nucleotides. Lineage: Eukaryota; Fungi; Ascomycota; Sordariomycetes; Hypocreales; Ophiocordycipitaceae. The record is from RefSeq and is a predicted model, not a curated record.